This is a messenger RNA of Phytophthora nicotianae INRA-310, 552 nucleotides long. RefSeq lists its product as hypothetical. Gene Ontology annotation, cellular component: cytoplasm. Gene Ontology annotation, molecular function: GTP binding; GTPase activity. Gene Ontology annotation, biological process: intracellular protein transport; vesicle-mediated transport. NCBI's taxonomy places the organism in Eukaryota, Oomycota, Peronosporomycetes, Peronosporales, Peronosporaceae. The record is from RefSeq and is a predicted model, not a curated record. Bases 1 to 552 code for a protein of 183 amino acids. The transcript is spliced from 3 exons.
AUGGGCACCUCAUUGUCAAGAAGUUUCUCGCGCUUCUGGAAUCGCAACGAACGUCGAUUGCUGCUCGUGGGGCUUGAUGGCGCUGGCAAGACGACGAUCUUGUAUCAUUUGCGUCUGGGCAAGGCUAUUGCCAGCAUUCCAACAGUAGGCUUCAACGUCGAGACCAUCAAAUAUGAAGGAUACAAACUCAACAUUUGGGAUGUUGGAGGACAGGACACGUUGCGACCAUAUUGGAGGCAUCACUUUACUGGGACGCAGGGAAUCAUCUUCGUGCUUGAUAGUGCGGAUGACCAGCGUUUAGAGCUUGCAAAGGCCGAACUCACCGGAAUGUUGGUCGACACUCAACUCCAAGAUGCGUGCCUGCUAAUUAUCCUUAACAAACGGGAUCUACCAGACGCUAAAGAUGUUCAAGAGCUCACAGAAGCGUUGGAAUUCCAAGAAAACUGCGAAAAAGUCAAUCGGCGUGUCAAGGUGCAGCCAACAGUGGCCACUACAGGUGAGGGACUAAACGAUGGGAUUUCGUGGCUUUGCGAGAACAUGACUGCGCUUUAA